AGCUUGGCAUUAUCUGUUUUCAUGAUUUCAUUCAUUAGACGUUGGCUAAAUUCCUGCCAUUCAUUAUCUGUUUGCACGUAAAUUACAACAAUAGGUUGACAUCUGGGGAGGUUUACUUGAGAUAAGGGCCUUCUCUUCAGGCUAACUAAUCGUUUCCUGAAGACCAAGAAAUGAAUGGCUAAAUAUUCUUUAAACAAAGAAGAACGUAGAUAUACCUUCCUGUUUAUGCAUCCAAUAUAAAGAUUUCAUUUUUCCACUUUUAAGCCCAGAAUUAAUCAUCCUCAUUUCCACCAUGAAUUCACAGGAGACAGUGACUACUAAUGCACAAGGUGAUGUGGAGAAAAGAAUUGAAACAAUAGAUUAUCGGUCAUCGGCAGGGCAAGGCCAAGAGAUGAGGAACGUGCAGGUGAUUCAUCAGUCAAAUCCCAAUAAGGAGAAGUCAAACACCAGUGGCGGUGUCCUGUCGAAUGCUGCAGCUUCCGUGGCUUCCACCCUUCAGUCUGCUAAGGAGGCAAUUAGCAGAAAUUCCAGCUGAAUAAUUCUUAAGAACACAUGACAACAGAGUCUGCUCGUAGUUUCUUCAUUUAUGUAUCUUAACUUCUGUUUACUUGAACGUUAUCGAUCUUGAUUGGUCCUCUAUUCUUUUUUUUGUUUUUUUGUUUUGCAACUUGUAGUAAUCAUUCAUAUAAACGAUUUGUUAGAUCAUGGAUGGUUCUGGUAUCAUUCUGACUCAUUAUGA
This is a messenger RNA of Ricinus communis (castor bean), 739 nucleotides long. RefSeq lists its product as uncharacterized. NCBI's taxonomy places the organism in Eukaryota, Viridiplantae, Streptophyta, Magnoliopsida, Malpighiales, Euphorbiaceae. The record is from RefSeq and is a predicted model, not a curated record. Bases 293 to 535 code for a protein of 80 amino acids. The transcript has 2 exons.